This is a messenger RNA of Euleptes europaea (tarantolino), 1514 nucleotides long. RefSeq names its product 5'-nucleotidase, cytosolic IIIB (gene NT5C3B). Lineage: Eukaryota; Metazoa; Chordata; Lepidosauria; Squamata; Sphaerodactylidae. The transcript has 9 exons. Gene Ontology annotation, cellular component: cytoplasm. The record is from RefSeq and is a predicted model, not a curated record. Bases 1 to 1509 code for a protein of 502 amino acids. Gene Ontology annotation, molecular function: 5'-nucleotidase activity; magnesium ion binding.
AUGCUGGUCUUGGACCGCAUUCAACUCUCUUCGUACUUUGGUCCUUCGGAGGGGAUCCUUUUGGUCCUUCGGAGGGGAUCCUUUUGGAGCGCUUCACAGUCCGGUUUGGCCUCGACCCCCCGAAAUAAUUGGGUGGGCGGCUCCUGCGCGCAAAGCGUAGCACAAAGCCAGCGGCUCUCCCCCGAGGAGCGCAGCGCACCGCCCCGCCCCGCCGCCGGCACGGGAGGGCGCACAGGGCAGCUUAUCGGCCGCCAGCAGGCCACCGGCUCCACCCCGGAAAGCAGGGGCGGGGGGCGCGGUGGAGGGACGCUACGCAAGGCCUCCGCUCGCCAAGGGCCGGCCUCGUCCAGCAGCUGCAGCCGCCGCCCCGCCGCGCGCAACGGAGCCGCUCGCCCAGCCCGGCGCGCGCUCCGCUCCCCGGCGCUCCCGCAGCACAGGAGGGUCUUCCGCCUCCCUCCCAGGCCAGAGCAUGGUGAGCUGCACAAGGGAGGGGGGAUGUCGGGUGGCCAACCUCCAGGUACUGCUGAGAAAACGAAACCAGCGCACCGUUUCAAGGCAAUGCUGCUAUAUAAGGAAAUGCAAGAUGCCCGGCGAAUCGUGGCUUUUCUUAUGUUCUCAUAUCUGAUGUCUUUCUCCCACAAGGUGCCUGAGCUGGAGAAAGCUACUGUCCGGAUGAAAGAUGCUGAACAAGUAAAAAAGAUUGUUUCAAGGCUCAAAAAAGGGGGAGCGGACCACCUUCAGGUAAUUUCUGAUUUUGACAUGACUCUAACUCGGUUUGGGUUCAAUGGACGACGCUGCCCCACCUCUCACAAUAUAAUAGAUAACAGCCAGGUCAUCAGCGAAGAAGGCAAGAAAAAGCUAGCAGAUCUGCUCCUCUAUUACUAUCCUAUUGAAAUUGACCCCUACCGGACUGUGGAGGAUAAACUGCCCCUCAUGGUCGAAUGGUGGACAAAGGCCCACAGUCUCCUGUCCCAGCAGAAGAUUCUGAAAAGUGACAUUGCCCAGAUGGUGAAAGAAUCGGACGUCAUGCUCAGAGAUGGCAUCAAAGUUUUCUUCGACCAGCUGUACCAGAGCCGGGUUCCCCUGUUCAUCUUCUCUGCCGGUGUGGGUGAUAUUCUGGAGGAGAUCAUACGUCAGGCUGGCGUGUUCCACCCCAAUGUCAAUGUGGUCUCCAACUAUAUGGACUUUGAUGACCAUGGAGUCCUGAGAGGGUUCAAAAAGCCCUUGAUCCACAUCUAUAACAAGAAUAACACUGUGCUGGAGAACACGGAGUAUUUCCAGCAGCUGUGCACUAGGACCAACAUCUUACUUCUCGGGGACUCCAUGGGUGACCUCAGUAUGGCCGAUGGGGUUGCCAAUGUGGAGAAUAUUCUCCGAGUUGGCUUCCUGAAUGACAAGGUGGAGGAACGGCGAGAAAAGUACAUCGAGGCUUAUGAUGUUGUGUUGGAGAAGGAUGAGACGAUGGACGUGGCUAAUGGCAUCCUCCAGUUCAUCCUGGCCAAAACCUGAGCUUU